Molecule: messenger RNA, 2472 nt
Organism: Lepus europaeus (European hare)
Lineage: Eukaryota; Metazoa; Chordata; Mammalia; Lagomorpha; Leporidae
Gene: RIBC1
Product: RIB43A domain with coiled-coils 1
Exons: 7
Coding region: 1179-2336 (385 amino acids)
Source: RefSeq, a predicted model, not a curated record
UUAACCCGCUGCGCCACAGCGCCAGCCCCUCUGCCUUUCAAAUACAUAAAAAUAAGUUGUAAAAAAAAAAGUCAAAAGGCAGACCACAUCACUCCACUGCUCAAAACCUUCUGACAGCCGCUCAUUUUCUCAGUUAAAGCCAAAGGCUUUAUAAUGGCCCAUAAACUCCUGCAUGAUCUGGUCCCCCGUUAUCUUUCUAACGUCAUUCCUCAACACCUGACUUUCACUCGGUCUCACCAACCACACUUGCCUCCUUGCUGAGGCCUUUGUACUUGCUGUUCAUUCUUCCUGGAAUGCUUUCCUCCCGGAUAUUUGCAUGGGUGAUCCCCUCACCUUCUCAGCCAUGGUGCUUCAUAUUUCCAUAAAUUACAACACUCCUCCAUCUCCUUGGUGUUUUCUCUCUCUCUCUCUCUCUCCCCCUCCAUAUAUAUAUUUUCCCAUAGCACUUAUCAUCUUAUAAACUAACAUACAUUUUUGUUUACAGAAGUGUCUAACCACUAGUAGACACUCCACAGGUAUUUGUUAAAUGGUGGUGCAGUGAACAUUGAAUGAGAAAAGCACGGUGCAGAAGAAUACGUAUAGCCUGAUAAUUUAUUAAAGUAAAAGAAGAAAAUUUAAAAUAUUGUCUAGAGAUCCAUACAUAUAUUCAGAAUAUUAAUGAACACAAUGGAAUGGUAACACAUUUUGGCUGGUGCCUGGGGUACUCUUGGAGAAAUGGCUCAUUACUCUUGGCGGAUAGAAGAUACCUCUCUCUCUCUCUCUCUCUCUCUCCCUCUCCCUCUCCCUCUCCCUCUCUCCCUCUCUCCCUGCCUCCCUCCCUCGCUUUCUCUCUGCCUCUGGAGAGUUGGUUCAUGGGUCUCUGUUUUCAUGCUUCCUAACUGACAUAUGGGUUAUAUGUAUUUUCCUGUGUGUAUCAACUACUUGAUAGUCACAAAAUGGUUUCAAAAGCAAACAAACACACCAGAAUAGCUAUGGGAGGAGUUGAGGAAUGAUGUUGCAAACACAGAAACACCACAUAGAAAGGCCCUGAGGUGGGAACAGUUUUGUUGUGUUCCUGGGCUUGGUAGGAGGCCCCUGUGCCUGGGGCACUAGAGACAAGGUAGAUAGAGGCAUGAGAAAUCAAAGGAACUGGAUCUUGAAAGUCCACAGUGAAGAGUUGGGCUCUUAUUCUAAGUUCAAUGGAAGACUUUAAGCAGAUGUUUAAAUUAGACUUCCCAUCCGAUCCCAAGGAAGUGGCGGCCAUUGAGGCCAGAAGAAAUAGAGAAAAAGAGCGACAAAGCCGAUUCUUCAAUGUGCGGAACCGAGUCAUAGGGGUGGAUGUUGAAGCCCUGAACAACCAGGUAGAAGAGCGAAAGCUUCGAGAAGCAGACGAGCGGAACAGGGAGCAAGCUUAUGGUACCAGCCAAGUGCACUAUGACUUGGUAGCCCAGAUGUUAGAGAAGGAGGAGUCAGAACGCUCACGCCGGCUGGCUAGGAAAGUCCAGGAGUAUCGGGACCAGAAGCAGCAAUUCAAGACCAGGAGUGAAUUUGACUUUUGGGAUCCAGACCCACUGUGGAAGGAGUUUCCAGGCCAGCCUGGUGACAGUGAUCCCUGCUGUGGCCCAUCCAGCCUGCAGUGUUUCUCUGGGGAGGACCUGGAUAGGGCCGCGUGCCUGAGAAUGCAGCAGGAGCAGUUCAGGAGCAGCCUGAAUUGUCAGAUGCAGGAGAAACAGCAAGCCAAGGCUGAAGAGAAGUACACAGAUAUGCUCAGUGACCAGCUGCGCAUGGCCAUGGACAUGCGGGCCAUGCAGAUGGCCAAGCUGGAGGAGUCUUGUCGCAUAGCCAUGAUGUCUGCGAUGGCCAACGCCAACAAGGCCCAGGCAGCUGAGCUGGCUGAGCGGCAGCGCCGUGAGCAUCAGCAGGAACGGGAGGCCAACCUCAAGGAGAUCCAGAGCCAGGUCACCAGUAACCUGCUGACUGAGAACCCGCAGGUGGCCCGAAACCCUAGGGCUCCCCACCGGGUUCUGCCUCACUGCUGGAAGGGCAUGACUCCAGAGCAGCGAGUUGCCAUCAGGAAGGCCCAGGAUGCACAACGCCAUGAGAAGGAAGCACAACGCCAGGCUGAACAAGCACUGAAGACUGAAUGGGAAAACCAGGCCCGGCGUGCGGCCCAGGCAACACUGGAGCUAGAAGAGCAGGAGAGGAUAUUGUGUGCUGAGCUUCGAAGAGGACUAGGCUCCCUCAACCAGUACCUGGCUGCAGAGCAAAAAGCCCAGCAGAAGUAUCUGAACUCAAUGAUCUACACCAACCAACCUACGGACCAGUAUUACCUGCAGUUCAACACCAGCAGCCGCUGAGCUCAGAAUGAGCAUCUCUCCUUUCCCCCCUCAUUGAGCUCGCAGGUGGCCAGGAGUCAAAAAAGAAAAUGCUCCUUACCCUCACCCCUAACCCAUUCCCCAUGGGAGAAGGCUAAGCCAAUACCCUCACCUUCUA